CUUACCAUGUUGGGCCGUGCAGGAAGCCCAGCUUCGUUUACUUGGCCCGCUGGAGAAUCGACUGACUCACAAUCAACUCAUCGUGCACUGCUCGUGCGUGGCCGGGUUUUUCAAGGCACUGAGGUGCUCCACUGGCAGACCGUGGCUUCAGAGCUUUGGAAGGUGCCGCUGGAUCUUCCACAGCUCCGCAAUUAUUUCUCCAGAUGCAGCGGCUCCUUCUGGGCCGCCUAUGUGUGCGUUGCACAGGGAGAUCUCUGCGUCUUCGCGGUGUCAGACACGGUGGGGGUGGUGCCUAUGUGGCUCGCCCUGGGGGAGGGAUUCAUCUUGCUGUCUCCCUACUGGCCAUCAGAACAGGUACCACUGAGCAACCUGAGUUGCAACCUGCACCUGGCCAUCGGUUGGCGCCAGGCAUCUCCCAGGUUGAUGCACCAAUGGUCUGCUAGUGGUGGGUUAGAGGCUUCCAUGCCUGAUCACUUUUUUGGGCUACACGGGAGAAAGCUGGAGCUGGAGAUGGCUGAAGCCAAGAGAGGGGAAGAGGAGAUGACCCUUCAACUGCGCGAAGCUCUGAUCCAAGCAGUGCGACGAUGUGUCGCGGGGGAGGAACAUGUGGGACUUUUGUUCAGUGGUGGUUUAGACUCUGGGCUUCUUGCAUGGCUCUUUACGGAAGAACUUGCCCCAUGCAGAUGCUCGUGCUACACGGUGGGAUUUCACAUGGAGGAUAAGAAGAUCAAAAACAA
Molecule: messenger RNA, 737 nt
Organism: Cladocopium goreaui
Lineage: Eukaryota; Dinophyceae; Suessiales; Symbiodiniaceae
Source: the annotation of a GenBank genome assembly